Messenger RNA from Alnus glutinosa, 1952 nucleotides. RefSeq names its product serine carboxypeptidase-like 20. The record is from RefSeq and is a predicted model, not a curated record. Gene Ontology annotation, biological process: proteolysis; secondary metabolic process. Gene Ontology annotation, molecular function: serine-type carboxypeptidase activity; acyltransferase activity, transferring groups other than amino-acyl groups. The transcript has 14 exons. Bases 322 to 1809 code for a protein of 495 amino acids. Lineage: Eukaryota; Viridiplantae; Streptophyta; Magnoliopsida; Fagales; Betulaceae.
CCACAGCGUCCGCGUGUGAAUUAAGACUGCACCACUUUUUCCUUCAUUCUCUCUCUCUCUCUCUGACCGUGGCUUGUAAGCAACAGCAAUCGCAAGAAGUUGUUAGCAAAAGGAGAAAACCACAAUCAUCAAGUUGCAAUCUUUGCAUCAUCUCCUAUGCACGCCCCUCAAUAAAUACCAUAAAAAAUGAACCCAUGUUCUUCACCAACAACAUAGUUAGUUAGUAAGCUAUAUGACAUGCUUGUGUGGUUGACGUUUCUCUCAAGUCUAAUCUCAAACAGAUCCCAUCCCACAGACUAGUCUGUACUCACACGCCAAUCCAUGGCAGAAACUUGUCUUAUCAUCUACAAGGUGCUCGUGUACAUCUUCUUGAGCUUUGUGCUCACCCAGUCAGCUCCACAGACUGCUCUCGUAACAGAGAUUCCUGGCUUCAGUGGCACUCUCCUUUCCAAACACUACUCUGGGUAUGUGACAAUCGACCAAAGUCAUGGUAAGAAUCUGUUUUACUACCUUGUGGAAUCCGAACGGAACCCAUCUGAGGAUCCGUUGGUUCUGUGGCUUAACGGCGGUCCAGGCUGCUCCAGCUUUGACGGUUUCGUAUAUGAGCACGGCCCUUUCAAUUUUGAAGCAGCAAAGACUAAGGGAGGCCUUCCCCAGCUGCACCUCAAUCCGUACAGCUGGUCAAAGGUUUCCAACAUUAUAUAUUUGGAUUCUCCUGCUGGUGUUGGAUUUUCAUACUCAAAAAAUCAAACAGAUUAUAAAACUGGCGACCUAAAGACUGCCUCUGAUACACACACAUUUCUCCUUAAGUGGUUUGAGUUGUACCCAGAGUUCCUCUCCAACCCAUUUUUUAUUGCCGGAGAGUCCUAUGCUGGAGUAUAUGUGCCGACUCUAGCUUAUGAAGUAGUGAACGGAAUUGAUGCUGGUAUAAAGCCCAUUCUGAACUUCAAGGGUUACUUGGUGGGAAAUGGAGUUGCAGAUGAGGAAUUUGAUGGCAAUGCUCUUGUUCCAUUUGCGCAUGGGAUGGGCCUAAUCUCAGACGACCUAUUUGAGGAGGUUAACAAGGAGUGUGGAGGAAACUACUAUAAUUCACUUGAUGAAACCUGUCAGAGCAAGCUUGCAAAAGUUGAUGAGGACAUAGAUGGUUUAAACAUAUACGACAUUCUAGAACCAUGCUAUCAUGACACAAAUAUAAGAGAGAUUGCAACUGAUAACAUUAGAUUACCAUCCAGCUUCCGCCGAUUGGGUGAGACAGAGAGGCCUCUUGCUGUUAGAAAAAGGAUGUUUGGUCGUGCCUGGCCUCUUAGAGCUCCUGUGAGAGAUGGAAUUGUUCCAACUUGGCCACAGCUAAUAAAUAGCAACAAUGUUCCAUGCACGGAUGAUGAGGUUGCAACAUCAUGGUUGAAUGACAAAGCAGUUAGGAAAGCUCUUCACACUGAAGAGGGAAGUGUGGUGGGUAGUUGGGACUUGUGUACAGACAAAAUUUCAUAUUAUCAUGAUGCUGGAAGCAUGAUCAAUUACCACAAGAACAUUACUUCCAGGGGAUAUCCAGCACUUAUUUACAGUGGUGAUCAUGAUAUGUGUGUUCCAUUCACUGGGAGUGAAGCAUGGACAAAAUCAAUUGGAUAUAAGAUUUUGGAUGAAUGGAGGCCUUGGACUUCAAAUGGACAAAUUGCUGGGUAUACACAAGGGUAUGAUAACAAUCUCACAUUCCUAACCAUAAAGGGAGCUGGGCAUACUGUUCCAGAAUACAAACCAAGAGAAGCAUUAGAUUUUUACAGCCGGUUUUUGUCUGGAAAACCAAUAUGAAAGAAAUAUGCAAGUUCUAAUUGAGAGGGAGAGACAGAGAGGAGUCUUUCCAUUCUGAUUCUUUCCCCACCUUAAAUAUAUGUGGUUUAAGAGUAUGGGAGAAACUUGAUUAUAUCAUAUAAAUGGGAAAAUGAUAUUAUUUA